Vitis vinifera (wine grape) is the source of this 3086-nucleotide messenger RNA. Its product is annotated as U-box domain-containing protein 43. Bases 338 to 2779 code for a protein of 813 amino acids. Lineage: Eukaryota; Viridiplantae; Streptophyta; Magnoliopsida; Vitales; Vitaceae. Gene Ontology annotation, biological process: protein ubiquitination. The transcript is spliced from 4 exons. The record is from RefSeq and is a predicted model, not a curated record. Gene Ontology annotation, molecular function: protein binding; ubiquitin-protein transferase activity.
CUGUGCACCGUAGAUCGGCUCCGAGUCAAAACACCUCUCUCUUCCUUUGCAUUUUCCCCCUUUUUCCUUUUUCCUUUUGUUUUCUUCAUUCGUUGUUGCUUUCUCCCACCACACUUUUUUUCCUCUUUUCUUUCCUAUCCUCCUACUUUUCUUCAUCCAAAAAAAAUAAAAUAGAAAAGAGAGAGAGACAGAGAGAGAGGAACCCUAAUUAUUGGGCUGGUUUCAGAAUGAAAGAAGAUGAAGUAUCGAUAGGGAUCUGCUCCUCUCGGAACUAGAACUUGUGGGUUCGCCCGAAAAGACCUUGAAGGUUUUGGUGAUUCACAGAAAGAAAGAUAAGAUGGCUGGAAGCUGGGAUGGGAGUUAUGACCCUGGUAGCCAGUCAGAUGAGAGCCAUCAUUUUGAGAGGUCACAUUUAGAGCCUAUCUAUGAUUCUUUCGUUUGCCCUCUAACAAAGCAAGUUAUGCGUGAUCCUAUUACCUUAGAAAAUGGGCAAACUUUUGAGCGAGAAGCAAUCGAGAAGUGGUUCAAGGAAUGCAAAGAGAGUGGAAGGAAGCUGGUUUGCCCCUUAACAUUAAAAGAGUUAAGAAGCACAGAUCUGAAUCCUAGUAUAGCUUUGCGGCACACCAUUGAGGAAUGGACUGCUAGAAAUGAAGCUGUUCAACUUGAUAUGGCUCGUAGAUCAUUAUCUCUGGGCAGCCAGGAAGUUGACAUUCUGCUUGCUUUGAAGAAUGUGCAGUACCUGUGCCUGAAAAGUCGAUCAAAUAAGCAUAUUGUGCGGAAUGCAGAUCUGAUUCCCAUGAUUGUUGACAUGUUGAAAAGCGGCAGCCGCAGGGUUCGGUGUAGAGCUUUAGAAACACUUCGAAUCGUGGCUGAAGAAGACGCUGAGAAUAAGGAAAUAAUGGCCGAGGGGGACACUAUACGCACAAUAGUUAAAUUUUUGUCUCAUGAGCUUUCCAAAGAGAGGGAGGAAGCUGUCUCUUUGUUGUAUGAGCUUUCCAAAUCUGAAACUUUGUGUGAAAAGAUUGGCUCACUCAAUGGAGCAAUUCUUAUAUUAGUUGGAAUGACAAGCAGCAAAUCAGAAAAUUUAUUGACUGUUGAGAAGGCUGAUAAAACACUGGAGAAUCUUGAGAUGUGUGAGAAUAAUAUACGGCAGAUGGCUGAAAAUGGUCGACUGCAUCCACUUCUUACUCAAAUCCUUGAAGGUCCUCCAGAAACUAAAUUGUCCAUGGCUACUUACCUUGGUGAGCUGGUUCUGAACAAUGAUAUGCAAGUCUUUGUGGCUAGAACUGUGGGCUUAGCGCUAAUAAAUAUGAUGAAAAGUGGCAACCUGCAAUUGAGAGAAGCUGCUUUAAAAGCUUUAAACCAGAUUUCAUCUUUUGAUGCCAGUGCCAGGGUGUUGAUAGAGGAAGGAAUUCUCCCCCCUCUCAUCAAGGACCUCUUAACUGUUGGGACCAACCAACUUCCCAUGCGACUCAAAGAGGUCUCUGCAACAAUUCUUGCUAAUGUUGUGCAGUCGGGCUAUGAUUUUGAUUCCAUCCCUGUUGGAUCUGAUCACCAGACUCUGGUCUCAGAAGACAUAGUCCACAACCUACUCCAUCUCAUUAGCAACACUGGCCCGGCAAUUGAGUGCAAGCUUCUUCAGGUUCUUGUUGGACUCACCAAUUCUCCCACUGCAGUCCUGGAUGUUGUUGCAGCCAUUAAAAGCUCUGGCGCUACCAUCAGUUUGGUUCAGUUUAUUGAGGCCCCACAGAAGGAGUUGCGUCUGGCUUCCAUAAAGCUUCUCCAGAAUCUCUCUCCACACAUGGGCCAGGAACUAGCUGAUGCCCUGCGUGGCACAGCCGGCCAGCUUGGCAGCUUAAUCAGAGUCAUAUCUGAAAAUAUUGGAAUCACAGAAGAACAGGCAGUAGCUGCUGGGCUUUUAGCUGAUCUCCCAGAGAGGGAUUUGGGACUCACACGACAGAUGUUAGAUGAAGGUGCCUUUCAGAUGGUCUUCUCUCGAGUUGUCAGGAUCCGGCAGGGGGAAACUAGGGGCAACCGCUUCAUGACUCCAUAUCUAGAAGGGCUUGUUCGCGUUCUUGCAAGGGUUACAUUUGUGUUGGCUGACGAACCUGAUGCCAUUGCACUUUGCCGUGAGUACAAUCUUGCUGCUGUCUUCACUGAACUGCUCCAGUCUAAUGGCCUUGACAAGGUACAGAUGGUUUCUGCCAUGUCCCUAGAGAACCUAUCACAAGAAUCCAAAAACUUGACAAAGUUGCCUGAGUUGCCAGCACCUGGGUUUUGUGCCUCAAUCUUUCCUUGUUUGAGCAAGCAGCCUGUCAUAACUGGAUUGUGUCGUCUCCACCGUGGCACGUGCUCGCUAAAAGAUAGUUUUUGCCUUUUGGAAGGACAGGCCGUGGAGAAGUUGGUCGCUCUUUUAGACCACCAAAAUGAGCAGGUUGUUGAAGCAGCACUGGCAGCAAUAUCAACUUUGUUGGAUGAUGGGGUAGAUAUUGAACAAGGGGUGAACAUAUUGUGUGAAGCAGAGGGAAUCAAACCUAUACUUGAUGUAUUACUUGAGAAACGGACAGAGAACCUGAGGAGGAGAGCCGUUUGGGCUGUUGAGAGAAUUUUGAGGACUGAUGAAAUAGCUUAUGAAAUUUCUGGAGAUCCAAAUGUGAGCACAGCCCUCGUUGACGCCUUCCAGCAUGCUGACUAUCGGACCCGGCAGAUUGCCGAGCGUGCCCUGAAACACGUGGACAAGAUACCAAACUUCUCAGGCAUCUUUCCAAACAUAGGAUAGAUCUUAAAGAGGAUGAUGCUCAAUGGUUAAAACCAUGAAGACGGGACCUGUUUGCAUUGGUUUAUAUUUCUCUCUAUUUGUCCUGAGGGAUCACAGGGCUCAUUGAAGCUUAUGGUUUCGGCAGUUGAGAUAAAAGCUGCAGGUAGAUAUUGUUGUACACAGGAUUUUGAUUUGUAGAGGGUUUUCAAAAGCUUGUUCAUUUCUUUUCAACAAUGUUGUUUUCAUAGCUUCCAUUUCUUUGAAUGAACUGCAUAUAUUGUACUAUCAUUGAGAGUGGAAAGUGUGAUGGGUCAGGGGUUGGAAUCUA